CUGCUCUGGAGGCUAGAGAGGAGAAGGCUAAUAGGGAAUCUCCUCAUGUUCACCCUUUGAUGGAGCUUAACUGAUGUUUUGAACUUCUCCAGAGCAUGUGAGAGCUGGAGACGGAGAAGGAGGAUUGCUGCGGGACGUGUGGGACUAGCAGUUGGAGAUCAUGUCUGGACCAGAUUCUGAUGAUGACAGAACCUUCAAAGACUUGAAUGUUGUGGGAAUGCUUCACCAGUUUUGGGAGCAGAAGCAAAUGAAAGGGAUGAUGAUGGAGACAGAGAAUCUGGUAGUCUAUGAGUCCAUUCCCUCACCCGGCCCUCCCUACAUAUGCUACGUCACUUUACCAGGUGGCAGCUGCUUCGGAAAUUUUAAGUACUGCUACAGUAAAGCAGAGGCCAGACGUGACGCAGCUCGUAUUGCUCUGAUGAACUCCACAUUUAACGAGUUGCCCUGCCGCCGUAUCACUCCCGAGUUCAUAUCACGCAGCGUGAAGGAAGCCGUCAGCACCACCAGCGGUAACAUUGCAGAUGCAUCUGACCCCGGCACCAGCAUAGGAGCAUACUGUCUCAUGCUGGAGCUGAACACUGGGAAAACCAUGCUGGAAUUUCAGGAAAUUAUGACUGUUUUUCAACUUCUGCACUGGAAUGGCACUCUGAAGGCUUUUCGGGAGAUGAGAUGUAGCCGCCACGAGGUGAUCCUCUACUACUCCCAGCAGCAUCUGGACGAGUGUACGCGCAGCCACAUGGCUCUGGACUGGUUACAGAAGGAGCAGCAAUCCCCCGGCCUGCUCUCCCAAGAGCUGCAGCUGGCCGUGAAGGAGCUGGGGGAGGCCCGGGGAACCGGCAGGGAGCUCCGUUUCUAUAAGGAGAAGAAAGAAAUCCUGAGCUUAGCUCUCAGUCACGCUAAUGCUGAGGAUCUGGAGGGCUACCACAGUGAGGAGAUGUCCUGGAGAGAAGAGACUGAGUUUGAGUACUACGCUCAGGAGGGACACUGUCUGGAGGGGAGUAUGACGGAUCCUUCAGAGAAAUGUCAGUUUCACUCUCAGGAGAGUGAUGGAGAAUCAAUGGAGUGAGCUCUGUGAGAUGAAAUGUAUAUACUGUACAUACUGUUCUUUUUUAAU
This is a messenger RNA of Sinocyclocheilus anshuiensis, 1114 nucleotides long. It is a transcript of the gene lix1, whose product is annotated as limb and CNS expressed 1. Gene Ontology annotation, cellular component: cytoplasm. The transcript is spliced from 6 exons. NCBI's taxonomy places the organism in Eukaryota, Metazoa, Chordata, Actinopteri, Cypriniformes, Cyprinidae. Gene Ontology annotation, biological process: autophagosome maturation. The record is from RefSeq and is a predicted model, not a curated record. The coding region runs from base 161 to 1066 and encodes 301 amino acids.